CCUCAAUUCCGCUGUUUUGACGUUUUGUUGUUUGGGCAGAGCGUUUAGUUUUUAAAGAGUUUUUUGGGUUUUUCCUUGCUUUUCCUGUGUAUUUUCGUGUCAAUCAUGUCCUCAGGGGUGUCUUUUAAGAAACUGAAUGUCCGGAACAAAGGAGCGCGGAAGAGAAAACAAUCGUCAUCAAGUUCAAGCUCCAGCAGCGACCAGGAGAGCGCCGUGGUGAGAGGAUCAUCUCGUUCGGGCAAGAUAAACCCCAAUGUGCACAAAUCCUCGGGAGUGAAGUCGCUGAAAGUGAAGGAAAAGAGAGCCUCGAGCUCUGAAGAUGAAGAUGCUGCGAUUGUGAGCUACAGAUCCAAUCGGAGCGCCAUGCCUUUGGGGCCCACGGACCAGGGCGCCACGGCCACGGUGGAGAUUGACACGGAGAAGGACAGAGACGCACAGGCGAUCUUCGAGAAGAGCCAGGCAGUGAAUGAUGAGCUUCGCGGGAAGGCGGAUGACAAGAUUUACCGCGGAAUCAACAAUUACACGCAGUUCUACAAGAAGAAGGACACCGCGAUGGGGAAUGCCAGCUCGGGAAUGGUGCGGAAAGGCCCCAUCAGAGCCCCGAGUCACUUGAGAGCCACUGUGCGGUGGGAUUACCAGCCGGACAUCUGCAAGGACUACAAGGAGACGGGCUUCUGCGGCUUCGGCGACAGCUGCAAGUUCCUGCACGACCGCAGCGACUACAAACACGGCUGGCAGCUGGAGAUGGAGGGCACGAGUCGCAAGAAUGAGUCAGGAGACGAAGAUGACGGAAAGUACGAGAUACAUUCGGACGAGGAAGAGCUGCCCUUCAAGUGCAUCAUCUGCCGGGAGAGCUUCACGGAUCCCAUCAUCACGAAGUGCAAGCACUACUUCUGCGAGAAGUGCGCUCUGGCGCAGUACAAGAAGUCCUCAAGAUGCUUCGUUUGCGGCAACCAGACGAAUGGCGUCUUCAAUCCCGCCACGCAGUUGAUCAACAAGCUGAAGCUGGACGAGGCUCAAAAAUGCGCCACUGACGAUGAUUCAGAUUAAUGAAGAAUUCUCAAAAUAAAUCCACUGCUUU
Phlebotomus argentipes is the source of this 1081-nucleotide messenger RNA. It is a transcript of the gene mdlc, whose product is annotated as E3 ubiquitin-protein ligase RNF113A. The transcript has 2 exons. Gene Ontology annotation, molecular function: metal ion binding. Gene Ontology annotation, cellular component: U2-type spliceosomal complex. NCBI's taxonomy places the organism in Eukaryota, Metazoa, Arthropoda, Insecta, Diptera, Psychodidae. The coding region runs from base 106 to 1050 and encodes 314 amino acids. Gene Ontology annotation, biological process: snoRNA splicing. The record is from RefSeq and is a predicted model, not a curated record.